UCUCUAGCAUGGACGUCUUCGUGCUUCAGUCGGCCCCUAGUGUUCAUCGGUGCCUGUGAUGUGUCGCAGUGAUUUGUGUUGGGUUUUGUAACACCGAACAAAGUAACCGCAACAAUAAAACCCGAAAGAUGCAUUAAGUACGAACUCUACCUGUACAUAAGCAAAGCACUGUGAUAUUAGGUUUAAUCGUAGGAUGAGAAUUUAAGUUAAGGGUACGGCGCUUCGACACUGAAGAGGGGUGAAAAAUAAAUGGAACAGAGUCAGAAUGAACAAAAUACAUUCGCGACUUUUGGCUUUGGUUUUGAGUAUUUUCUUGAUACAUGCAGCUGACCCUCCAGUUCAGAGACCGUCAGGGGCCUUCAUCAACUAUCUUCCGAAGAACAGGACCGUGAACAACGAAGGCGAUUAUUUAAUUAACGUCAAAAAUGAGUCAUCUGAAAAAGAAACUGCGACCAAAAUUCCCCAAAGUGAUAACGAGGAGCUGAGGAAUCAUGACGCCAUCAACCGAUUUCUCCAAAGAGAAAGAAAAACGGAAUAUGAGAAGUUACUCGAGAAGGAUUUCAUAAGACCUUUACUCAGACUUUACGAGCAGCAUAUACAUCGAGAACCGGAUUAUAUAACAGGAAAUUCCUCUGGCUUGGAAAGAAUUUCCAAAGAGGAUUACGUCGAGAACUUUAAGAUUUUAUCGAAGGACGAGAUUGAUUUGUUGAUACAUGGGGGUGAGACGUACCAGAGGAAUCACGACCAACAGGUCGAGCAGACGAUUAACAGGAGGGACGACACUGUUGAGAGGAGUCGGGACGAACACAUAGGGGAAAUUUUACCACCUAGUCUUCCUAAUUCCCACAGAUUCGGCCCAGUUCGGCGGUUUUAUUAUCAACCGGCAAUCAGAAGUCGUAAAUCUUACGACGAACAACCUUUCAAACCCAUUCGGAAACCCAUAACUUUCCCAGGUGAUCGAUUUCGACCAGAAUACGAGCCCAGUGGGUUUUCGUCGGAAGGUUUCGAACCGGAACAUCCUUAUUCGGAUGAAAGGAGUCUGUUCAACAGGCCUAGUAGGCCAGGCUUGCCACCCAACGAAGUUUCUGGUUUUCGAUUGCCGAGAAGACUGAGACAUCCUGAAGGGUUUCCUCCUACGGCUAGAGAGCCCUUUUGGCAAGCCCCUUGGGCAAGUUCUAGGCGACCAAGAGUGAUUUUCCCUUCGGAUUUAGUAUCAUUUAGGGAGCCUAGCGGCAAUCAGGAAGAACCUGAUUGGUUGGCCGGAGACAACAAUUUGCAGGACAUUCAAGAGCAAGACACUCGAGACAGAGGAACGAUAGUGGGGUGCGCUUCAGGGGUGACGUGCGAAUUUUUCCUAACGUGUUGGCUGUCCGGGGGCUUGCUAGAGUCCCCCUGCGACGGCCUGCUGAGGGGCUGCUGUCAGCGGGGAGCUUCUAAGACUGGUCACAGCGCAAACUUGGCGGUCGGUACCCUCGAGGCACCCCCUGAAUCCCCCAAAUCCAGCCUGCUUGACGCCGAUUAUCGAUGUGGUAUUUCGUCGAGUAGGCAGCAAGCGCAAAGGAGGAUUGUCGGAGGUGAAGAAGCGGGCUUUGGAACUUUUCCUUGGCAGGCUUACAUUCGAAUCGGAUCUUCCAGGUGUGGAGGUUCUCUAGUCAGCAGGCGCCAUGUCGUAACUGCGGGUCAUUGUGUGGCAAGGGCAACCCCGAGACAGGUGCACGUUACCCUCGGAGAUUACGUUAUCAACUCAGCGGUAGAGCCAUUGCCAGCGUACACCUUCGGGGUUUCUCAAAUACAGGUACAUCCUUUCUUCAAAUUCACCCCUCAGGCGGACCGCUUCGACGUGGCCGUCCUGCGCCUCGACCGCACCGCUCAUCAGCUUCCACACAUCACCCCCAUCUGCCUGCCCCCGCGCGGGGAUAACUUCCUGGGGGAGGUCGGGGUGGCAGCCGGCUGGGGGGCGCUCAGUCCGGGCUCGAGGCUGCGGCCGCAGACUCUCCAAGCUGUGCAAGUGCCAGUGAUUGAUAACAGGGUUUGCGAACGAUGGCACAGGUCGAAGGGCAUCGGGGUGACCAUUUACGAUGAGAUGAUGUGCGCGGGGUACAAAAACGGGGGCAGAGACAGUUGUCAGGGCGACUCCGGGGGGCCGCUGAUGCUGCAGAAACAGGGACGAUGGUUUCUGAUCGGGAUUGUUUCGGCAGGAUACAGUUGUGCGCAACCGGGACAACCGGGAAUUUAUCACAGGGUGGCACAUACGGUCGAUUGGAUCACGAGAGCGAUUGGUGUUUAGUUGCCACCCCCACAGACUUAUUAGUUUGAUAAAUGAGUUCUUACUUCACUAAUUGAGGUCUCUGUUUGUCGUUUUUCUUUGAAGGAGUACUGAACUGAGUAUUGUUCUUGAAGAGUGUAGUAUUUUGUAUAAAAUGUCCAUUUGAAGAAUUUAGUCGGCGGUUUGGCUUAGUGCUAAUAGCUCUCAGGUCACUGAGAAGUGAAACAGAAAGACAAUUAUCAAAGUUAUAUACAUAUCGCUUCGGAUUUUUCCUUACUUGUGAUAUUAAUUGUUAUUGUUGAUUUGAACGUGUUAACACACAGAGUCCGUAAAGUCUCACUUUUCUGCUACGUCCGAAAAGUAAUUUUGGAAUCGCUUGCGGCUCCUUCACCAGUUUUCGUGCUAGUUCGUAAAAGUUACCUGACAGUUUAUAAUUUAUAAUACAAAUAACGUUAACAAUAAUCUUUGUAAAAACUUUUAGAGUUAAAAUUAUCUCUUUGACCCGAGGGGUGUCUCCAUUUUAAGUCAACGUUUUCUGAAUAUCAACAUCUUCUCACAGACUAGUCCAUAAAACCUAUGUCGACUAUUUUUAGCUUGCAAAUUAGCACCAUCAAGACCUCUUGACGCUGAAAAUUCAUCCAGAACCGAGUUUCAUUAAUCUUGCUUAAUUUUAAAGCACCUCAUUAUAAAAGCAUAAAAGAUUCAGGUGGGAACAUGUGCAAUUUAAAGGUUUUGAGCAUAAAUACCGUCAAAUGUAUGACUUGGGUAAAUGAACCCACUCCACAAAAUGGGUUAUGCCAAGACUGACUCAACUCAGAAUAUCUAUCUGUAAAUUUGUUUCCAAAUACAACUUAACACUUUAGUUUGUGUUCAGUCUAUCUCUGACACUGCUGAAUUUGAAUUUAUUACAAUUUUUAUUCACAGCGUUUUAUUGCCAGCGUCCAUAAAAUUCGUUUUAAAAAUUAACAGUUAGCUGUGUUUUAUCGUUAUAUACCCUGGAAAUAAUUGAUGAAAUGGUUGCUGCUAUGGUCGUUAUCAGUUCGAUAUUUUUAUGGGCCUUUAGUAGUUUAAAAUGUUCUAUGAGUUUUUUCCGCAAUAGAAUUUUUAAACUUUUAUAUUUCCAUGCAAUAGGUUUUUUCUGAUCGAACGUAAAAAUGCUAAUGGUACCUAAAUUUGUAUUGUACCUUAUAUUUGGUACUUGGUACUUUAAACUAGAGCACUGGUGAUACUUUACGUGAAACACUCAAAGAGUAACAUCUACCACAUGCUAUUGUCAUACAGAAAAGUUGUCGGCUAUAGCUUUAUGGUCAAAUUAUUUUUUUUGUAGGGUGUUUUUUCCAAGAAUUUUUAACUACAUAUAACCAAACAUUUAUUAAAAUCAAAAUUUUGUAGUGGUGCCAUUUAAUUUUCCUAUAGUUUUUGGCAUCAUGGCGUAAUUGGACGUUUUUUUAAGGUUCAAUUUAGCAUUAUAUCUGUGGUACUGUUCCAUCGUUUCAUCGAUACAGUUUAUUUAGGUAUUAUUUACAUCGUUCUGAAUUGGUUCCAUAUUUUUCUACGUGAAAUACGGACAAUAUGACUUUCUUUCAUAUAUGAAACUCCUGAUUGUAUCUACACGAGACAAUAAAGAGAAAUAUAUUCUCCUUUUUUAUGUCAACUGUUCAAAUAAAGUGAUAACUGUAUCGUAACUCAAAAAUAAAAACAAAAAUUUGUUCACUACUUAAUAUAAAGUGUGCUGAUAACUUUACAAUUUCGAGGUGAUCCAUAUUAAUACUAAAAUCGUUUGGCUAUUUGGAAAAUACUCCAUUUUAACCUUCAUCAUUGUUAUUAAUAGAUAACUUUUUAAUAAUUAUAACAGUCAUGCCAUCACUGCUAACUUAUUUUUCCAGAAUUGAAAAUGAAAUAGAACAAGGUUUCGCAUAUUUUGUUCAACCUUAGACUUAACAUUCCUACAACAGUGAAGAACUAUGGUCACGAUGUUCUUCUUCGUGAAGCUCGUUUGCCACCACUGGUCAUAAUAUCACCGUGUCAUAUAAAUGACUUAGUACUAACCAAAUUCGUAAAAUUCCUGCCUUAUCGUGUAUUUUUUUUUACUCCGGUGAAAAAGUUUUAAUUACAACUGUUUGAUUUUUGCAUUAAAGUGUAUUUUGUGAUUCUUGAACUAAGUAGACAUAAAGAAAUAUUUUUGUGUUUCAUAUCUAGUAGUAAAUUAUUCAUUUUAAAUUAUUAAUACAAGUGUGUAAAAAUCUGGACUGGAAGUGAACGUAAUUUAUGUAAUUUUUAUAUAUUUAAA
Molecule: messenger RNA, 4556 nt
Organism: Zophobas morio
Lineage: Eukaryota; Metazoa; Arthropoda; Insecta; Coleoptera; Tenebrionidae
Product: spermosin
Exons: 5
Coding region: 266-2287 (673 amino acids)
Biological process (GO): proteolysis
Molecular function (GO): serine-type endopeptidase activity
Source: RefSeq, a predicted model, not a curated record